CAUCAGUUUCUACUGUAAAACAAACAAACAAACCAAAUUUAUCUACCAUGUUCGCUAAUUUCAAGGUUUUAUAUGCCAUUGCAUUGGCAUUAUCUUUUGCAACCUCUAACGCUGCCGCUGUUCCUGGUUUCCAGAAGAGAGAAAAUGGAGCCAUCAAGUUAGACUUCAAUAUCGAAAGACCUGACAAGCUCAUUCUCAACGGUAACUUCACCAAAAGAGCCGAUGAUUACAACUACGCUUUGAUCAACGAAGGCCUGUACUAUGUGGCUGAGAUUCUUGUUGGUUCCAACCAACAGGCGGUCAAGGUUGAUGUCGAUACUGGCUCAUCCGACUUGUGGGUGGUUGAUACCUCUUCAGGUAUUUCUGGUACCUACGGGGUUUAUGACCACACAACGUCUUCUACCUUCCUGAGAAUUGCUUCUGGAUUCGCAGUCGCGUAUGCAGAUCAAUCCCACGCAGAAGGUGAUUGGGUUUCUGACACCAUUCAACUCGGAGGAACCGGGGGUCCAUCACUCAAGAACCAGGAGUUUGGUGAUGCUACCACCUCCACCAUCAAUUUUGGUAUUUUGGGAAUUGGUUUCCCAAUUAACGAAGCUACCGCGGACAAGUACCAAAAUGUUCCACAGUCUUUAGUCAGUCAAGGAUACAUCCACAAAAAUGCUUAUUCGCUUUACUUGGACUCGUCCGAUGCUGCUCAGGGAAGUGUUCUUUUCGGUGGUAUCGAUCACGCCAAGUACAGUGGCUCUUUGGUGUCCAACCCAGUUGUGUCCCAAAAUGACUUGGACCUCAAUGUCAAUUCUGUUACCACCAAUGGACAGACUAUCGACAUCGGUUCCAACUACGUGCUUGACUCCGGUACAACUAUCAACUACCUUGACCCAACUGUUCUUGCUAACCUUGCUUCGGCUCUUGGAGCUAAAUACUCCAGUUCAGGAUUCUAUUACUUUGAUUCCGCUUCUGAUGCUAAAGAUAUCAGCGUCAACUUUGAUGGUGUUUCUGUCACCAUCCCAGCUUCCUAUACCGUUGGUGCAUUCUAUGACGGUGAUGGAAAUGCUCUUACUGAGACUGGAUUUUUGUUUUUGCCACAAACCAAUUACCACAUCUUAGGAGAUGUAUUUUUGAGAAAUGCUUAUGUGGUCUACGAUCUUGACGCAAGAACUAUUUCUUUGGCUCAAGCCAAGUUCACGAGCGAUGAGAAUAUCACUGUUAUUUCUUAAGGAGACUGGUUCUCUAGCUAUUUGUUUAGUUCUUUUUCUGUUGUUUAGUUUUUUGAAAAUGUACUGAUUUGAUUUUCAUAUCU
This is a messenger RNA of Yamadazyma tenuis ATCC 10573, 1300 nucleotides long. RefSeq names its product pepsin-like aspartic protease. Gene Ontology annotation, molecular function: aspartic-type endopeptidase activity. Gene Ontology annotation, biological process: proteolysis. The record is from RefSeq and is a predicted model, not a curated record. NCBI's taxonomy places the organism in Eukaryota, Fungi, Ascomycota, Pichiomycetes, Serinales, Debaryomycetaceae.